Messenger RNA from Passer domesticus (house sparrow), 2331 nucleotides. It is a transcript of the gene DHDDS, whose product is annotated as dehydrodolichyl diphosphate synthase subunit. Gene Ontology annotation, cellular component: endoplasmic reticulum; dehydrodolichyl diphosphate synthase complex. The record is from RefSeq and is a predicted model, not a curated record. NCBI's taxonomy places the organism in Eukaryota, Metazoa, Chordata, Aves, Passeriformes, Passeridae. The transcript has 9 exons. The coding region runs from base 97 to 1098 and encodes 333 amino acids. Gene Ontology annotation, biological process: polyprenol biosynthetic process. Gene Ontology annotation, molecular function: ditrans,polycis-polyprenyl diphosphate synthase [(2E,6E)-farnesyl diphosphate specific] activity.
CGCGCGCCGCCGUGUGACGCGAGCGGAAGGGCACGUCACCGUCCGGCGGGGGCUGAGGCGGCGCCGCCGGGGCAGGAAAGGAGCUCUCAAUAAAAAAUGUCGUGGAUCAGAGAGGGCGAGCUGACCAUCAUAGAGAGGUUCUGUGCCAACAUCAUUAAGGCAGGUCCAAUGCCCAAGCACGUUGCCUUCAUCAUGGAUGGCAAUCGCCGCUACGCCCAGAAGUGCCACGUGGAGAGGCAGCAGGGACAUUCCCAGGGCUUUGAUAAGCUGGCACAGACCCUGCGCUGGUGCUUGAACCUGGGCAUUCGGGAGGUGACAGUUUAUGCCUUCAGCAUUGAGAACUUCAAACGCUCCAAGGAGGAGGUGGAUGGCCUCAUGGACCUGGCCAGGCAGAAGUUCAGCCGCCUCCUGGAGGAGCAGGAGAACCUGAAGAAGCACGGGGUGUGCAUCCGUGUCCUCGGGGAUCUGCCCCUCCUGCCCGUGGAUAUCCAGGAGCUGAUUGCCCAGGCUGUGCUGGCAACCAGGAACUACAACAAGUGCUUUCUGAACGUCUGCUUUGCUUACACAUCGAGACAUGAGAUCAGCAAUGCUGUCAGGGAGAUGGCCUGGGGCGUGGAGCAAGGACUGCUGGAGCCCAGUGACGUGUCUGAAUCACUGCUGGAUAAAUGUCUGUACACCAACAACUCCCCCGACCCAGACCUGCUCAUAAGGACCUCGGGAGAGGUUCGCCUCAGUGACUUCUUGCUGUGGCAGACAUCCCAUUCAUGCCUGGUGUUUCAAUCAGUCUUGUGGCCAGAAUAUUCCUUUUGGAACUUGUGUGAAGCUAUCCUUCAGUUCCAGAUGAACUACAGUGCUUUACAGAAGGCCAGAGACUCCUACCUGGAGGAGAGGAGGCGGCAGCAGAUGGAGAGGGACCAGGCUUACGUGACCAAGAAGCUGCAGCAGGAGGGGAGUGUGGCCCACGGAGACUCGCGGCGCCGGCGCACGCUGCUGCAGAAAUGCACGGCCCUGAGGGAGGAGAGGAUCCAGGGCUUCCUGCAGGCCCUGGAGCACAAGAGAGCAGACUUCUUGGAGAGACUGUGUCCCGUGUCUGCGUGACACAGGUGCUGGGCUCUGGGGAACACGGCGUGCAGAGCUGCUGCCCACAGGGACUGGCUCAGCAGGGCAGCCAGGGCUGCUCCAGGAGCUCCAUCCUGCUGGCCCUGCCCCGAGCAGGGAUGGCUGCUGAGAACUCUCCUGGCCUGGGAUGCUGCUGAGGAAGGUGGUGCUGUCCUGUGUCACCUCCCUGCCCUGGUGACAGAUACCUGCACCCUGCUGGGUCCUUGGCAGGCCAGGUGACAAGAAGUUAACUGCAAUGAGCCUCCUGCAGUUCUCUGGUUGCUCCUGAACUGGCCCAGCCACACCAGUUCAGUCCCAUUCAAUCAGCCUGGGCUUGGGUUCUUCCCAUGGCUUUGCAGCAGGGAAUCUUCAGUUGGGAUGUCCUCUGCUGUCCCAUCCAGAGCCCUGCUUUCUGCAGGGAGAGGAUUGUUCCUGUGCCAGGGGCAUUCCCCACUGCCUGCUCACUUGUCUUUUCCCCAAGACUGCUGGGUGGGAUGUACCCUCUCCUGGUCUCCAGAGAGCUAAAGGAAGGGUUCCCAGCCUUGCUGUAAGGGAAAAAAAGCUGCUCCAGACUUCAGCAGGUUCUGAGAUCUCUCCUGAGCAGUGGAUGUGGGGAAAACCCAGGUGCUGGUGUUGGACCACACUGACCUUGGGAAAGGCUCUGAGCAGGCAGGAAAAAAGAAUUGGUUUGGAAUGAACUUUCUCAGGAAGGAAAUUGGCUAAACAGAGGUGAUGGCUGCCAUGUGCCAAAGCCUCUGAGGGAGUUCCAGAGAAUGAGGGUGGGCUUAGUUCAGGAAUGCAGAACCAAUACAGGAAUACAGAACCAAUACAGGAAUACAAAACCAAUCUCUGACCCCAGCCAGAAUGGCUCAGAAGGGCAGUUUGGCUGAUGCUAAAGGAGUGCCAGAGCAGCUGUGGAGUGUUGCUUGUUCUCAGUUUUCCACUGGCAGGGAGAUGGACAAGCUGAUUUCCAGGGUUGUUUCCAUCUCUCAUUCCUCCUGGCUUCCGUCCUCACGAUCAGAAUAACUGAAAAUGUUUGAUUUUUGCUCCUGAUGCACACACACACACACACACGUGUGGCAGUACCAGCUGUUGCUGGGUUUGAAGUGUUUCUUCUUACCUCCAGGUGAAAACCACAAAAUGCAGAUUUAACAGUACUGCACACUGAGCACUUGGCCUGUGAUUGUGAAGAACUGUGUAGUCAAACUGGGAAUAAAGUAUAUUCAUACCAAA